UUUCGUUAUGAUAGCUAACAUGACUGUUUCCGGUUGACAUUACUACAAAUUGAGCUGAAUCUCAAACGUCUGAACUUGACUGAAAGAUGCCCCAUGCUCCCAGAACAAAAAUGCAGACCAAACUGAGUACCUGGACACCUCUAAAUCAUCAGCUCUCCAAUGCUCAUGUUUUUGAAGAGAGAAGAAAUUUGCUUGGAAAGUGGUUUGAGAAGUGGACAGAUAGCCAGCGGAAACAGGUGCUGCAAGAUUUUUUCUCCAGAUGCUCUGCUAGUCAGCUGAAACAUCUCAGACAGACUCUGAGCAGCUGGGUACCAGAGGAAGCCCUCGACUUCACUAGGGUCCUUCCCAGGGUCAUAUCACUCUAUAUAUUUUCAUUCCUUGACCCCCGAAGCCUCUGUAGAUGUGCUCAGGUAAGCUGGCAUUGGAAAAACCUGGUUGAGCUUGAUCAGCUGUGGAUGCCUAAAUGUCUGAAACUAGGCUGGUGCAUAACCUUUACUCCAACACCAUUUGAACAAGGUGUAUGGAAGAGGCAUUACAUAGAGACAGUGCAGGAGCUUCACAUUAGCAGGCCCAAGGCACCUGUGAAGGAAGAGUUUAUUAUCCCUGAGGUGAAAGUAAUUGGCAGUGAGAUAGAGGGGUCACUUACUGUGAUCGGUCACAGGGAGUUGAAUUCUGUCUUCCCAAGUCUUCAUGGGAAGAGUAAAGAUGGGAAUAGCUUCGUGAAAUCAGCCAAAGGUCUUCCGCCUUGGAGAGACUCAGACAGGCAUCCCACUGACACAAUACGCUUUAACUACUUGGAUAACUUGGACCCAGUUGAGCAUGCAAGAAAAGUGUAA
Sinocyclocheilus rhinocerous is the source of this 836-nucleotide messenger RNA. It is a transcript of the gene fbxo16, whose product is annotated as F-box protein 16. The transcript is spliced from 6 exons. The record is from RefSeq and is a predicted model, not a curated record. NCBI's taxonomy places the organism in Eukaryota, Metazoa, Chordata, Actinopteri, Cypriniformes, Cyprinidae. Bases 87 to 836 code for a protein of 249 amino acids. Gene Ontology annotation, molecular function: protein binding.